Messenger RNA from Pteronotus mesoamericanus, 6536 nucleotides. It is a transcript of the gene FBXW2, whose product is annotated as F-box and WD repeat domain containing 2. Lineage: Eukaryota; Metazoa; Chordata; Mammalia; Chiroptera; Mormoopidae. The transcript is spliced from 8 exons. The record is from RefSeq and is a predicted model, not a curated record. Gene Ontology annotation, molecular function: protein binding. Bases 18 to 1562 code for a protein of 514 amino acids.
GACGCAGGCCACACCGGAUGCCGCUCCCCUGUGAGGUUGCGGACCGUGAGCGGCGGCCGCUGGUCCAGGCGCCAUGGCUGUGGAGCGGACCUGGCCGCUGCGAGGCUCUGGCGGCCCGAGCGCGCCUAGUCGGUGUGAGCCCGGCGCGAGGUCCCGGGCCCCGGGGCGCUCGCUCAGGUAAAUUUUUCCAUAACCUUAUGGAGAGAAAGGACUUUGAGACAUGGCUUGAUAACAUUUCUGUUACGUUUCUUUCUCUGACGGACUUGCAGAAAAAUGAAACUCUGGAUCACCUGAUUAGUCUGAGUGGGGCAGUCCAGCUCAGGCAUCUCUCCAAUAACCUGGAGACUCUCCUCAAGCGGGACUUCCUCAAACUCCUGCCCUUGGAGCUCAGUUUUUAUUUGUUAAAAUGGCUCGAUCCUCAGACUUUACUCACAUGCUGCCUCGUCUCUAAACAGUGGAAUAAAGUGAUAAGUGCCUGUACAGAGGUGUGGCAGACUGCGUGUAAAAAUUUGGGCUGGCAGAUAGAUGAUUCUGUUCAGGACGCUUUGCACUGGAAGAAGGUUUAUUUGAAGGCUAUUUUGAGAAUGAAGCAACUGGAGGACCAUGAAGCCUUUGAAACCUCAUCAUUAAUUGGACACAGUGCCAGAGUGUAUGCACUUUACUACAAAGAUGGACUUCUCUGUACAGGGUCAGAUGACUUGUCUGCAAAACUGUGGGAUGUGAGCACAGGGCAGUGCGUUUACGGCAUCCAGACGCAUACUUGUGCAGCAGUGAAGUUUGAUGAGCAGAAGCUUGUGACAGGCUCCUUUGACAACACUGUGGCCUGCUGGGAAUGGAGUUCCGGAGCCAGGACCCAGCACUUUCGAGGGCACACAGGGGCGGUGUUUAGUGUCGACUACAAUGAUGAGCUGGAUAUCUUGGUGAGCGGCUCUGCAGACUUCACUGUGAAAGUAUGGGCUUUAUCUGCUGGGACAUGCCUGAACACACUCACCGGGCAUACGGAAUGGGUUACCAAGGUGGUUUUGCAGAAGUGCAAAGUCAAGUCUCUCUUGCACAGCCCUGGAGACUACAUCCUGUUAAGUGCAGACAAAUAUGAGAUCAAGAUUUGGCCAAUUGGGAGAGAAAUCAACUGCAAGUGCUUAAAAACAUUGUCUGUCUCUGAGGAUAGAAGUAUCUGCCUGCAGCCAAGACUUCAUUUUGAUGGCAAAUACAUUGUCUGUAGUUCGGCACUGGGCCUCUACCAAUGGGACUUUGCCAGUUACGAUAUUCUCAGGGUCAUCAAGACUCCUGAGAUACCAAACUUGGCCUUGCUUGGUUUUGGAGAUGUCUUUGCCCUGCUGUUUGACAACCGCUACCUAUACAUCAUGGACUUGCGAACAGAGAGCCUGAUUAGCCGCUGGCCCCUGCCAGAGUACAGGAAAUCAAAGAGAGGCUCAAGCUUCCUGGCAGGCGAAGCUUCCUGGCUGAAUGGACUGGAUGGGCACAAUGACACGGGCUUGGUCUUUGCCACCAGCAUGCCUGACCACAGUAUUCACCUGGUGUUGUGGAAGGAGCACGGCUGAUGCUACGAGCCACCACUGCUGACUGACGUGGGGUGCCUGGGCUGCGGGUGUUGAGUGCAACCUCUGUGGUGGCCGACUGCAUGAACCAAAGUUCUCACCUAAUGGUAUCAUCACGCAGUGCACAAUCAUUUAUCUCGUUUGCUGGGGGCCAGGGCUCUGGGUGGGGGAGGGCUCGUUUUAUUGACAUACAGCGCAGCAUGCUAAUGAGUACACCAUUGAUUUCAUUUGUACUUAGUUAUGUUGGUCAGUAUGAGAGGAUGCAUUUUGGGUUCAUCUUUCUUGACUAUUGGUUUUUAAGUAAAGAAAUUUAAAUGGUUUAUUAAUCUGCUAAUUGGUUGCCUAUAAACACACACUCAGUCUAUUAUUAAAGCUUUUACCAUUGCCUUUUUUUUCUUUUGAAGAUGAAGCAAAGGUGCUAUGAUGUUUUACAGCAACUUUUUUGACAUGGGGCUUAGCUUUUAUAACAACCAGUGUUACGAAGACCACCAAGUCCUGUAAUAUUCAAAAACUCUCCACCAAAUACCAGUUCUAAAGAAAGUCUUGUCUUCCAGUACAAAACCAAUUUGAUAAGUUGUUUGUAAUGCAUUCUAACUCCUAGUUCUCGGCAGAGUCAAGGUCGGCCCAUGUCUAAGAUGGGACAGAGUUCUGUAGUUUUUUUCAUCUGGAGCAAGCUGGUCCUGGGUCUCCCACGGUAUAGGUGACUGCACAGAGUGACAUGGUGCAGUAGAAAGAGCAGUGAAGUAGAAGAUUGGCUCUUUCACCUAGGAAUCCUGUGACCUUAAGCAUAUCAUGCCCCUGACCCUGGUUUCUCUAUCUGCACAACUAGUUGUUAAGCUAAAUGAUUUGUAAGAUUCUGGUCCUGCAUAUACUAAAUUGUGCAAAAGUUCUUAUUUUUGUUUUGUCUGAUUCCUGAUUCAUUGUUUCUUUGGGGUUGGAGAUAAUAUAUAAAUUAAAUCAUUCAUACAAAGCUGCCAUCUGUAAGGAAAUCAAAUACAUGAAAAAGAAGGCUAAAAGGAGCAUGUAUAAAAUAUAUGCCACUUAGAAUUUUUAAAUAAUUGGUGGAAGGAAUGCUGAUAGGAGUUGUGGUUCUGUAGAGAGGCAAUGUGCUGUAUUGGAUACCUGACCCUAAUUUUCCCUCUGACUUGAUAUAUGUCCUCAGGCAGGUUCACUUUCUAUCCCUGGGCCCUCUUUCUUUGAAUCUUUACAAUGAAGGAAUUGCCCCAGAUUAGGAUUCUCAAACUCACAUGCCCAGGAGAGUUAUGCAGAUAACAGAAAUGAGUGAGGCAUGCUGGGUCGGAUCGGGCCGAACCACAGAAAGCUUAUAGAACAGGGCAGUUACUCAGCUCUAAGUGUUAGGCAGAAAUGAGCCCAGCGUUGGCAGGUCUUCAGUUUUUUUUCAGGAGGAACAGAAUUUUAUUUGAAAUUUCUGAUUUAGAGAUGUUGACAACUAAUUGAGGGUAAUUUAAAAUAGAGUGGGCUAAACAAACGAUGUCUAUGGCUGCCAGCUGGUAUCCUCCACCCUUUCAUUGCUAUAAAGUUAAAGAAUACUGUGUGAUUCAGCAGUGGAAAUGUUUUAACAAAAUUAUCUGGCCAUUCAGCUGUCCCUUUGUGAUACAGGGGAGUGGGGGAGGGGGUAUACUUCAUUCACAGACAGGAAAGCAGUUUAAAGAUGAACAUAAGAACCAGAACCUCAGUGAGAGCCUCUGCCUGACAGUAUGAGUUAUUCCGUCCCCUUGCUGAGGGUAAUGGAGUGUGUCCCCGUGUAAGGUGGGAAAAGGCUCCCAGCACAGCUGAGAAGGAUGCAAACUCUGCAGUGGGGACACUGCUCUCUGAGGAUCUGCAUUUGCGAGAGCCUGGCAACGGACUGCUGACUGCGGUGAGGUUUAGAGAAUUGAUGGUUUCAAGGACAGCUUUAGUCAAUAUCCACGGUGCCACUCUAAAGGAAUUAGGUAAAAGAGCAAUAUCUUACCCCAUCCCCCAAACCCAUCUCAUACUGAGUUCUGUGUAUCAGCUCUGCUUGGUCCUCCAAGAAGUGGAACCUGAAUUGCAGCUGGAAUCUGUUUUGCAGGAGCCUCAGGAGACGUGGGGCAGUGAUGAGGGCAAAUGCCUUUUGCCUCAUGCAGCCAACCAAGUAACUGAGACUACUGUUAUUAUGACCAUCCCUACUCCCACCUCGCCUCGAGAUAUAUUCGUAGCUUCAAAGAGCAAGAAAUUUAUUAUAGUAGUCAAUUGUCGGUGGAAGUUCGUUUGGAAAUGACAAGCCUGAACUUGUAUGGUGUACCCCACUUCCCGUUUCAGUGUGGACACCCAAGUUACCAAGGUGGCACCGAGUGGCUGAUUUUGACGGCAGCCCUUGAGGCUGGGGUUGGAGUCCUAACUUCGAUUCCUCCUCGCAGUGGUCUUCACGGCACCAAAGCCUUUUAUUUAAUUGCCUUAUAGUUGCAAGACUUGGUCAUACUAUUGCUAGCUUUUAUAAAAACGGAAUACUAACUCAUCCUGUAAAAAAAGGAAGCGAAAUGGGGAGGCAGCAAAAGGAGUGGCCAAGGGGUACCACGGUGUAGUUGCUUGGCCGCCUUUCGCUGAGGGAGGGGCUGUCUUCCACACGCUGGUGUCUGCUUCCUUAGCUCGGAGGCGAGGAUCAGGGCUUUCCCUCUUUUGUGACUAUUCUUAGUUCUGAAAAAUUCUUAAGUCAUGGGCAGAUGGGUUCCGUCCUUUGAGCACAUUGGACAUCUUGAAUGACACUUGAGUUUGGUGGACGUGAAGCGCUUCUCUCAGGGCCAUGAAGAGCACAUACCGACCCAGGCUCCAGGGUGAGGGGGUCCAGGCCAGCUGAGUGGGAGGUUUUUAGCAGACUUUGUUCCCAGUCCAAAGGAAGCAACCGUAUUUUGCCGUGUAUAAUGUGCACUUUUGUGCCCAAAUUUUUGAGGGAAAAGUAAGGAUGCCCAUUAUACAUGUGUAAGUACUAAUUCAUAUCUAUAUAAAUGUUUUUAAUUCCUUUUUUUAUGUUUAUGCAUUAAAAGUAUAACUCUAGAAAGCAAUAACAAUAUCCGUAUGCAAAAUAAUACCCUGGCAUAUGAUAAUUGGUUUUGUUUCUAAAUAUAAAUAAAUAAAUAAUUGAAUUAAAAAUUUAAAACAAAAGAUAUUUUCCCCCUGAAAGUUUGGGCCAAAAAAUGUGGAUGCACCUUAUACAUGGGAGUGCAUUAUACAUGGCAAAAUACGGUAGCUUCCUCCAGCCCUAUUAUUUGAAGUAGUCAGUGUUGUCAAAACUGGGCCUUAACUGACCUUCAGACCUCGUAGAGAAAUAGGAAGAAAGACUUCUUCCGGGGAGGGGCUCAACUUUGAAAAAGCUCUGAGGGAAGGUUCAUGUUUGGAUAGCUUCUCAUCAGUGGAAGGUGAGGAACAUUGCUUGUUAACUUUUAAGGUUUACACUUCAUUUUUCAAAAUUUAAAAAUUGCUCUGUUCUGGCCAUUGAAAAUGUUUAGUGUAAAAUGUGAAUGAGGAUUAUAUAAUUAUUCUAGUAUUUGCUCUCAGGAGAAUGAUUACUGCUAUGAAUUUAUAAAAUAAGGAGAAAAAAUAUAUUUGGAAACAGUAUUAUUUGAGACAUGAAGAAUUUGUUUCUGUUAGAUGAAGCAUUUUGCCCAAAGUAGCUGGGGAAAGCAGAGUCUGGCUGUACACAUUGCUCUCGCCAGACCCCGCCAGCUAGCUCUUCGAAGCUGUGCUCCUGUGCCCUGGCUGCCCGGGAACCUAGAGGUGUGUCUUCCCGCCAUCACUUCCAGCGUCCUGAGCCGCCUCCUCUGGGCCUCCUGCAGGCCGAGGUGUCUGAAUCAGCUGCUUUCACUGCAGGGAGGUGUGCAGUAUCAGAGGGCUGCUCCAGGAUGCAGCCUGGGGCAGGGCGCUCUGGCACCUUUGCCUUUACGGACACAGAGUUGUCAGGAUAGGGAGACGCCCUGUUAUGUCUGUCCCCCUGACUGAGCCUUUGUAUCUGGUUAUGCUGGUGCUGGCCAGGGUAUUUAAGAUGCUGUUGGGAUUUAGUCCCCAGAUGAAGUGUCUGAUGAAAGGAGCAGGUUAGUGUCCUUGACAGAAAUGCCCACUAGCUGUCUUUGGCAGUGUCUCUAACCAGAGGUUCCCCAUGGCUGCUCUAGGAAAGUGAACUUUUUUCAGGAUAAAUCCUCAGAUGGGUUACUGGCUGGUCUCGCACCCUUCCCAUCAGCCUAACCAGGCUGGAGGAUCAUGCUCGCUGCAAACAGGAGUUUUGCUGUCAGGUUCUUCCAAUAUGUUUCCAGCCUUCUCUAGAAUGGUUUUGUUGGUUAAAGUUCGUCUUACAGUCCUGACCAGUGUAAACCUACUUAAUCAUUGUAGCUUAAAGAAUCAGCUGCUUCUGCCCACCAGGAAUGUGCUCAGAUAAAAAGGUGUGUUUGCAUAUUUAAACCAGGUAAAUUAUUCAUUCAGAUGAUACAAACUCAACAGUUUUUUGGAGUCCCUUUACUCAAAUUGUGAACAGACGUAUUUCACUAAGGCUCUCCAACAUCUAUAGCAACGUGGUCAAAUUCAUUAACUCACGUUUCACUAAUUUGAUGUAUGUUGUGAUCUAGGGGGAACGAGGUGAAGUUUAUAUUUGAACUGUCUGUAGGGCAGGGGGGAAGUAGGGAUUGUUUAAACAAAUAGUGGAGUGAUUGUGGUACAAGGUGUCUCUGUAAGACAAGCCAUUCUUCUCAUGCAUCAUAGAACUUCCUUUUACCCAUGAGUGAUCGUGCUAACUAGAAAUCAUUUAUAUCUAUACAUUAAAACAGGUUCCUCAAUUAGGCAACAUAUGGUUAGCCAAGCCCAAGUUAUUGUUUGUACUUGAAAGUAAUAAAGCUGCAUUUCCUUAAAAAUACAUUCUGUAGUUAAGACUAUUUUCUUGCUUCCCCACCCCCCACCACCAAUUCAGAGGGGACUUUUCAAAAGUGUGUGUGUUUUAGAUUUGUUUUUAGA